Molecule: messenger RNA, 4287 nt
Organism: Ostreococcus tauri
Lineage: Eukaryota; Viridiplantae; Chlorophyta; Mamiellophyceae; Mamiellales; Bathycoccaceae
Product: Autophagy-related protein 2
Exons: 1
Coding region: 1-4287 (1428 amino acids)
Biological process (GO): reticulophagy; autophagy of mitochondrion; autophagosome assembly
Cellular component (GO): extrinsic component of membrane; phagophore assembly site
Molecular function (GO): phosphatidylinositol-3-phosphate binding
Source: RefSeq, a predicted model, not a curated record
AUGGCGAUGCGCCGGGCGUGUGAGUACGUCGUGUCGAGGGCGCUGGCGUCGAUCGCGCGCGAUGGGGGGGGGGGCGAGGGUGGAGACGCGGGGAGGAGAUUCGUCUCGGACGCGCGCGCGGGCGCGGGCGCGCUGGAGAACGUCGAGUUGGACGUCGACGCGAUCGCGUCGUUGGGGGGGGGGUGGACGGCGAAGAUUGGGGUGGAGUUGGUCAAGGCGCGCGUGGGCGGGCUCACGGUGCGAAUACCGUGGGAAGCGAUCGGAAGGGAGUCGUGCUCGCUGGAGGCGCGGGACGUCUCCGUGGAGCUCAAGUGCGUCGGCGCUUGCGAGACGGAGGUGUUCGAAGCGUUCGAGAGCGCGGGUGAGGCGACGUCCAAGGCGUCGAUGGUCGUGCGUCAGGUUCUGAACGCGCUCUGUAAGGGUCUUCGCGCGCGAAUGCGGGAGCUUAGGAUUGUGGUGCAGGACGCGAAUGGCGUGGGCAAGCUUUUGGUGCGGCUCGAGGUGGCGGAGUACACGCACGGCGUUGGCGUGUUGUUCGAGGGACUGUCGGUUCAAAGAAUCUCCACUGGGUUGGAGUGCUCUGUUUCCGAGGCGCUGGUUCGAGACGUUCGCGGUCGAGUGCAGGUUCCGAGCGAUUUCAGUCGCAUCGAAGUUGAAUUGGAAGAAGUCGAAGCGAACGCAUCCGUGUCGGUGGUGAAAAGCUUUAGCGAUCUCGUUCGUGCUCGCGGCCUCGAGUCGCAGGGUCGUGUCAAAGUCACUUCGCAUUCACGCUUGCGACGAUCGUUCAUCGAUGACAUACUCACGAACGAUUUGUCAGCGAGCGGGUUGAGUUCGAGCGCGUACGAGGAGGCACGAGACGACAUGGGAGAUAGUGUGUACGAAGAUUCCAAUGAGGAAUUCUUCGAUGCGGACGAGGUCGCUCGAGAAAUGUCGGAGUCUGCCAUUUUCGACGAAGAUGACGUGGCGAGUACGUCGAAUGGCAACACCGUCAUCGUCUUGACUUGUCCAAAGUUUUCUUUGCACGCCCCUUUUGAUGAGACCGUGUGCACAUUGACUCUGACCGAGAUUGUCGUCGACUCAAGUAAUGGUUUAGACACUAGUUGGGCUGAUUUACGAUUCAUUUAUGGUUUUGACGAUGAUAACCAUAUCGAUGCGAGUUUCUCCUCGAGCAGUGACGACGUCGUGUGUGGUAUGGUUGUGCAAGACGAUUGCUUAUCCGUGAAACUUGGUCAUUUCAAAGCGAGCGUCAACGGAGUCCAAUGUCUCUCGUCUCUCACAAGCGAUGCAGCCGCGUCGGCAUCGAUUUAUUGGCUCGACGAUCCACUGCAUCCUAUGGAUGGAUCCUUGCCACGUCGCUGCGUAUCAGAGGUGAGGGAUGUCGAGACGGCGAAUGGUAUCAGCGCAACCCUUCGAGAGCAACUCGCAAACGACGCAUCGUUUUUCGUCAAAGUGAGCGUCCCGUGUCUCAAUGCUACACUCGGCGUUGACGCUAUCGAAGCACUUUCGGCGAUCGUUCAGUCCAUGUACGAGCUUCCAGACCAUCAUCUGUUGGCGCUUCGCACACCGACUCCCGAUUCCAUCCUGAGUCCUCUCGUGGUCGCCCUCGAAGUGGGCGCGAUGGAAAUUCAGCUCGUGAAUUCGAGUACCGCAUCAAGUCAUAUCUCUCGCGAUGAUUUCGCAGCGAGCGAGGAGUCUUCAAUCGCGGAGGCUCGCGUUUUGUGUGAAUUUCAGCAGACACGGUGCUUUCUCGCAACAAAUAUCGCGGGAUCCCUCGGUUCAGACUUCGCGUGGGCGCAGUUUCGCCGCGCAAGGGCGACGGUAGACGGCAUGGAAGUGUUGUGUGUGAAUGGUCCGGUGAGUGGAGACAGCGUCACGCCGUCUUCGGUCGCUUUUGCGCGCAUGGAAGGCAAACAAACAUGCGUAGACGCAAACAUCGUCAGGACAGUGAUUUCAGUCACGCAGUGUGAACCACUCAUUGAGCGUCUGAAUAAUUUCAUUCCGGUGACAGAGGGUGAGAUAUCGGCGUCCCCCAAUGAAUCAACGCAGUUUGCGUUGCGAUUAUUCAAUUCUUCGUUCGUGCGCAAGUUGAACGAUUCAUUCGGAGUUCUUUGCGCUGAUUUUUUGCGCGUGAACUCCAAGCAAGGUGACAGCGACGAGGGAACGGUGGGGUUGGGCGCAGAAGUAUACUGCGGCGAAACGACUGGUUACGUCGUUCCACCAGGAGUAAAGGAUACAGACGGCCUUCAAAUGUUGGUCGCGUUUCCCUUCACUCACGACUCGAUGCUCGCAGAAGGUUUCGCUCCCAUUUUCAAGGCGAAUGCGAUGUCCCUGACGACGCUCGCGUCAACGUCUAACACUGCGAUCGCCAACAUACGAACGCAUGAUUGUACCAUCACGUUACACAAGGAUACUCUGAAGGCGGUGAAUCGCUUGUUAACGCCCGACAUUGAAUGUUUCGAUCGACCAGGCACUCCAGACAGCUGCUGCGACGAAAACGAGUAUGUCUUCGUGAGUCCGGCGAAGAAGAAGUCGGGCGUUGUUCACGCGCGAUAUGGAUCGGACAUCACGGAGAGGCAUAUUGCGGAUGCUACGAGAGACCAAGGUUUGCCUCCAAAAGCCAGGACUUUGGGUUCCAUCAUCACUGAGGGGCGGCAACGGCCGCUGCUAAGUCGGUCGACGAAUACUGAAACUGGUCCGAACGUCAUAGAGAAUUUCUUCUACCGCGACACGCGACGAGUCAGACGUAAGCGCGCGCAGCCACUGUUUGCGUCUGGAAGCGUUUCCGGGGUGCGUCGGAGGAGCUCGAUUCGCGUACGAAUCGACGAUAUGAACGCGACGACAAUGAGUCAAAGUAGGUUUGCUGGUGAGUUCGGCACGUCAUCCGUGCAUAUUACGCCCCGCGCCAUGAGGCGUGUUUCCCCGAAAGAGGCGCCUGCACGUUACCUCCCGCUACCCAAAGACGCCGUCGUCCCGCAGAGCACCGUCCACUUGCACGGAAAGGCGUUUGAGGUAUGCAUCAGGCCUGGGCUCUUCUGGUCUCCAGUUAGUUCUCCGAGACACGCUGACUCUGUGGAAACUGACCCGCUCGGUUCAUCCGCGGGAAUCAAACUCUCUCUUCGAAUGAAUACCGCACGCAUCGAUUCGUUCCCUCCGCAUGAUGGAGAUGCCACGCAUCGCAUCGCAUGUUCGGUGCGUGAUGUGCUCUGUACGGAUAUCACCUCUGGAGCGACGUGGCCGAACGUGUUGAAAUACGACGCGAGUUCAGGAGAGCGGGAGGAGCGAGCGGACAUGUGCUUACUCGAUGUUACCGCGUAUUCAUGUCGAGGUUCUAACGAGUUGGAGUAUGUCGUGAAGGCUUCUUCUUUGCCCUUACAUGUGAAGCUUGAUCAACGAGUCGUCAAACUUCUUCUGGAUGUCUUUGCCAACGAGAUCGAGCCUUCGCACGUCAUGUCUGCAGAGUCGGAAGACACGGCAUACUUUCAAAAGAUUGAGGUCGGAAGCACGUCACUGCGAUUGGACUACUGCGGGCGCCAACUUGAUAUCGAUGCUCUGAGAUCCGGAAAUCUUCUCGAGGUGCUCAAUCUGGUACCUUGGGAUGGAGUGUCGCUCAACAUCGAGCCGAUACGUCUGACGGGGAUCUCAGGUGUCGCGAACGCAAUGCAAGCCGUCAUCACGAGAUGGCUUGAGGAUGUCACGCGAACACAGGCAGGGAAAUUCGUGCAAGGGGUGAAGCCGAUCAAGUCAGCGACGAACAUCGGGCGACGGGCGAUGGGUAUCGUGAAAAGGCCACUUGACUAUCAUCGCAAUAACAAGCGCGGGGGAUUCGUCGCUGGCUUCGCGCUAGGAGUCGCAUCUUUCGUCAAGGAAGUCUCACUGUCGUCCAUGGAGCUCGGGGCUUUCGCCGCGGGACAGUCCGCAGCGCUCCUAGAUGCGGCGGAACACAUGAUCGAGGAGCACUCGGCGCGAGAGGCAGAUGACGCCGAACCCACCAACAUACUCCAAGGACUUUCGCUCGCCUCCAAGGCGGCUUGGCGAGGCGCUGGUCGCGCCGCCACCGCGGUGAUCGUCGAACCGAUCCGAGACUACCGCACUGGCGACGUAACGAGCUCCAGCGCGUUCCUCGGCGCCGUUCGCAAAGUCCCAUACGCCACCGUCACGGGCGCCAAAGGUUUCUCCAAAGCAAUCGACCACGCGUUAUCCGGCGCGAUCGCCAGCGCGCGCGCCGUUCGCGCUCCGCCGUCGCCCACACCAACGGUCGACGACGUCGACAUCGACGUCAGCGACUAG